Molecule: messenger RNA, 1784 nt
Organism: Hippocampus zosterae (dwarf seahorse)
Lineage: Eukaryota; Metazoa; Chordata; Actinopteri; Syngnathiformes; Syngnathidae
Gene: otop1
Product: otopetrin 1
Exons: 6
Coding region: 1-1779 (592 amino acids)
Biological process (GO): inner ear morphogenesis; proton transmembrane transport
Cellular component (GO): membrane
Molecular function (GO): proton channel activity
Source: RefSeq, a predicted model, not a curated record
AUGUCUCCCACCAUGGUGGAACACAACAGCUUGGAUGUGAUGUAUCUGAACAAAUACUGCAACAGCUCUUCAUCGUCAUCCAGCUCGGAGAACGACAAAAAGAUUUGGACAAAGCUGAAGCUGAACUUGGCCGAAGAAUACCCGAAGAAGAACGCGGAGAUCCUGAGUGGACAAUACGGGACCAACCUGUUGCUGAUUGGAGCGGCGCUCAUGCUCGCCCUGGCCUACCACAGCCCAUCGGUCAAGGAAGACCACUUGUUGUCCUUCCUCACCUGCCUCAUGAUCCUCCAGCUCGUCUGGAUGCUGUGGUACAUGCUGGUGCGGAGCAGACACAAGAAUGCGCGUACCGAGAAGGACGUCCAUGCCACCACAUGCUGGAUCAGAGGCGGUUUGACUCUUCUCGCGCUCCUGUCAAUGAUUAUGGACGUGUUCCGAAUCGGAUAUUAUGUCGGAUAUCAAUCUUGCGUGUCGGCCGUUCUCGGGGUGUAUCCUGUCAUCCAUGCAAGUCACACCAUAGCGCAGGUGCACUUUCUCUGGUUUCACAUCAAGGACGUCAUCAAGAGUUUUGAAACGUUAGAGAGAUUCGGCGUCAUCCACGCCGUCUUUACCAACCUCCUCCUCUGGUCCAAUGGCGUGAUGUCCGAGGCCGAGCACUUCUUGAACAACCAUAAGAGAAGGCUUUCCGCUCUGGGCUACGGAAACCUCACUAUAGUUCACACCGAGCCUCAAUGUAACUGCAGCACCAGCACUUGCUCCAUGUUCUCCAGCAGCCUCUACUAUCUCUACCCCUUCAACAUCGAAUACCACAUCUUCGUCUCCGCCAUGCUCUUUGUCAUGUGGAAGAACAUCGGAAGGACCAUCGACCUUUCUUCCAAUCGGAAACGGCUGGCGACCAAAACCCAAGGUUUGACCCUGGGGCCCAUUCUGGGACUGGUUGCCCUCGCCAGUACCAUCGGGAUUCUGGUGGUCUACGUCACGCACGUGGAGGGUUCCGUUCAAACGCGGCGCUCGGCCAUUUCCAUGUUCUACAUCUACGGCAUCGUCAUGCUGGCGUUGAUGUGCUCCGCCUGCGCUUCGGGUUUGCUCAUAUACCGAGCGGAUCACAUGGCGCCCGACAGCUCCAAAAACCCCUCGAGGCAGCUGGACACGGAGCUGCUCUUUGGAUCGUCCAUCGGCUCCUGGUUCAUGUCCUGGUGCAGCGUCGUGGCCGUGGUGGGAGCCAGCAGCAGCCCCCCCUAUCGCUGGACCAACUUGAUCUAUUCCUUGCUUGUUGUCUUAGAGAAGUGCAUCCAAAACCUCUUCAUCGUGGAAUCCCUCUACCGCCGGGAGGACGACGCCGGGCGGGUUGACCCCGAAUUAGUGGCGUCACCCGAAAUCUUCUCGGUGACUUCCUCCUUGGCCCCGCCUUACAGCGGCAUCUUCAACCGAGCCUACGACGCACCCAACAGGGCGUGUGUCGCCAUCGACAACGAGCAGGAAGACAGCGGACGGGUGUACAAAUUAGCCGAGGUGCCUAAGCCUUUCGGAAGCCAAGUAGCCAAUGCGCCAAAUAUCAAGAGGCGAAUCCUGAAGAAUAUCGCCGUCUUCUUGAUUAUGUGCAACAUCUCGCUGUGGAUCCUCCCCGCCUUUGGCUGUCGACCACAGUACGAAAACGGGCUGGAACAAGAGGCCUUCGGUUUCAACAUCUGGACUACGACUCUCAAUUUUGCGGUUCCUUUAAACCUUUUCUACCGCAUGCACUCGGUUGCUUCUCUGUUUGAGGUCUUCCGCCGCGUCUGACGGAG